Anneissia japonica is the source of this 1537-nucleotide messenger RNA. RefSeq lists its product as uncharacterized. Lineage: Eukaryota; Metazoa; Echinodermata; Crinoidea; Comatulida; Comatulidae. The record is from RefSeq and is a predicted model, not a curated record.
GCGAAGGUUGACUGACGAAAGUUGCAGAAAAAGUUUACAAGUUUCAGACAGUGGCUAUUUGGUUGAGUGCAAUCAAUGGCAAAGUUCCAAACUGUACUCUGAUCAGCUCCGGAAGUCCACUUUGAAUGAAUUUUAUAAUAAAUUUGAAAUUCAGUUACUAUGGAUUAUUACAUGCCCAGGGAUGCUGGUCCUCUGGAUAACCAGAACUACUCCAAAAGCAAUUACAUGAGAGAUAUUAAUGACAACCAGUGGCCAAGUUCAGAAGGCAUUCGCCAGUAUCACCAACCAAUUGAUGACUACAAUUACUACAGAGAUGGACGACAGGAAGAAACAUCACAUUCCAUUGAGAACCGCCAGAGGAUCGGAAGAAAUCCAAAUGGGAGCAUGGACAGAAAUCACAGAGAAAGACUUCAUCAGUCCUCAACAGGUAGUCCAUUUAUCAUUCACCAGUCCUCAAUGGAGUUCCGUAAAAGUCGGCUAAUGGUAGGAAAUUACCAAGGAGCUCCAAGCUAUUCAAGGUCUGCUGAUGAUGCUGGUCUGUACUUGAGAAAAGAUGAGUACCAAUCAGAGGGUUCUCGAGGUUAUGGAAAUAGAAAUAUAGACCAGGAAAGAGCUCAAAGUGGAUCAAAAGAAGCGAGUCAGAGAAAAGCUCCAGCGAAAGAGUACCUUCCUCCUCAAGUAGCUAAACCAGACCCAAGAAAUUAUCAUAGAUCAGGGAUUUCAUCUCAAGCAAGACCAAUAGUUGCUUUGCCACCAGAUGUGUCUCCUGUCAAGAGAUCCUCUAACCAUCAUGCAUAUUUUCAAGAACAGUCACGGUCACCACAAGUUGCUCUACAAGAUCGCUCUCCACAAAUAAGAAGUCCUGCUUCAAACCAUUUAUCUCAAGAGACAAAUAGAAAGAACAUGUCUCAUGAGCACCAUCAUAGCCUCUACAGGGGUAGGCCAGAUUCACAGACCAGUUUUGCUUUUGAUAAAGAGGAACGAUACUCACCAAAAGGCUACCAAUCACCACAGUCACCAUCUCUAAGAAAUGACUCGAGACAGGCGUACCAUGGAUUACCUCAAACUCAGAGAUCUUACCAACAAGAAGGUUCAGCUCAUUCAAAGGAACGCUGUCAUAGGUCUACAUCCUCUCCAGUAGCAGCACCACUAAGCUCUCCAACUCAGAGAUAUUCCCCAAAAGGAAUUACCAAGGACUAUCAGGGCAAAGCAGAACACUUGAUAAAGUCAACAUCCUCUCCAGCAACAGCUGAUCCAAGAAAGAAAAGGCCAUCUGGUGGAAGUAUCACAUCUAGUGACAUUGAACUAAAAAAUCAAAGAUCUGUGAACAUUGUGGAUUUAGACAAAGUGAUGACAUCACCAAUGCUGGCAAACGUUCCUGUGGGAAAGGUUACUAGCCCUGUCAGUCCAGAUUCUAGAACAGUUAGGAAAACACCAGAUGACAAGGUGGCAAGGACUUUUAACUUCAAAAUAUCAGAAGAGAAGGAAAUGCCGGAUGUUAUUGGAUGGGAAAAACAGCCAAACCGACAAAAACAGG